AUGCGCCUUCCCUACGUCACAGACCCUCCACAAACCAACACCCCCGAAGAAUCCAGAAUCCUAGCGAGCGUCCAAGCCCGCCGAGCCCCCAACCCCCUCCUCCCCCUCGACCUCGCUCUCCUCCACUCCUUCCCAGUAGCAGAAGGCUGGAAUACUUUUCUCGGCGCCAUUCGCACCCGAACAAGUCUAUCAGCCGUUAUCCGGGAAUUAGCCAUCUGCCGCGUUGCGGUUGUUAAUGGCGCAUUGUUUGAAUGGGAGCAACAUGCGCCGUUGUUGCGACAGGGCGGAUUGAGUGAGGAUGCGCUAGAACUUGUUGGGGAUACACAGGUGGACUUUUUGGGUGAUCCUUCGUUCGGGUUGGGUGUGUUGAGUGUGAAGGAGAGGGCGGUCUUGAGGUAUACGGACGCUAUGACGAAGAAUGUUAGGGUUUCGGAUGCGGUUUUUGGGGAGUUGAAGGGGUUUUUUAGUGAUCAGGAGGUUGUUGAGAUUACCGCGACUGUUGCGGCUUAUAAUUGUGUCAGUCGGUUUUUGGUUGCGUUGGAUGUUGGGGAGAAGAAUUGA
Molecule: messenger RNA, 561 nt
Organism: Penicillium odoratum
Lineage: Eukaryota; Fungi; Ascomycota; Eurotiomycetes; Eurotiales; Aspergillaceae
Product: carboxymuconolactone decarboxylase family protein
Exons: 1
Coding region: 1-561 (186 amino acids)
Molecular function (GO): peroxiredoxin activity
Source: RefSeq, a predicted model, not a curated record